AUGAGCAGCUCAGAAGAGAGUGAGGAAGAAGAUAUCCCCAAAGCAAAACCGAUCACCGAGGAGGUUCAUUUCUUGUACGAAGGCCAAAAUCACAAAGAGGUUCCGAACAAUCUCACGCACGCUAGGUUGGCUCCAGGAGUCAAGCAGAUCCAACGAGCUGCAUUUCACAGUUGCGAACAACUGGUUUCUGUUCAACUAUAUGAAGGCUUGGAGGUGAUUGGGGCUGCUGCCUUUGGGACCUGUGCUUCCUUGACCGAAAUCAUCAUACCCAACUCGGUGCAUGAAAUUGCCAGAGCUGCCUUUGACUUUUGUCCGUUGCUGGCCAACGUCAAGUUGCCAGAAAAAUUGGUCACAAUUCAAUGUCGACUCUUUUAUCUUUGUCGGUCGUUAAAGACGAUUGAUAUACCCAAGACUGUCACAUCCAUUGGACCGCAUGCCUUUUUCGAAUGCGAGAAUUUGCAGUCUAUUGACCUACCUGAUGGGUUGAGCAAGAUUUGCCACUCGGCCUUUGGUGGCUGUACUUCGUUGAAGGAAAUUGACGUUCCGUCGAGUGUGAAGCGCAUUGGGACCUCUGCCUUUCGAGAUUGCAAAAAUUUGGCCCUGCUCAAGCUUCCCGAAGGGUUGGAGGAAGUCUCUGAAGGUCUGUGUGAGAAUUGCUCGUCGCUCCGCGCUUUGGGAUUGCCUUCGACCGUCGUUCGUAUUGGAACAGAUGCCUUUCGAGAAUGUUUUAAGUUGGUUUCCUUGGAGAUGCCAGGUACUUUGCAAGAGAUUGAAGAAGGGGCAUUAUCGGACUGUCAGGUGUCUGUUGUGAUCUUUCCUGCUGGGACCAAAUUGGAAAACGACGCUUUUGAACGGAAUGUUUCUAUUGAACCCAACAAGUUCCCCUUGGAAGAACUCCCAAUUCACAGAGUCUGCUACUACCAGUCCUUCCACUCGUUACCAAUGAAUUUAGAAAAGUUGGAACACGCGACUGUGACGAAUCCCAAAUGCUUGGAGGAUGAAAACGGCAACACUCCAUUCCAUGUUUUGGCCACCUCAUUUUCGCCAAACGUUUACUUGUUUCAAAAGUUACUGGAGAAGUAUCCUGUGGAACUCCUUAACCAGGCGAAUCGAUGGAACCAGGCUCCAGUCGACUACUUGUAUAGAAGCAAGGCUCCCGGGUCCGCCCAACUGUUUGAACAAGUCCUGCAGGUGACAAUCCUUCAGCGUAGUCGUUUUCUGGGUCUAGAAGGCUGGAGAAUGGAUGUCUUACAGCGUGUAAAAGAGGUUCUAAUGAGUAGUGAGGAAGAAAGGGCAAACGACGACCCGUCGUUUCUCGAGGAAUCCUGUGGAUCAAGAGCAUUGGGCCAACUUCGACGUUCUCUUUUGCAAUAUGAACGAUUGGAGGCCACAGCACUCUUGGAAUCAGCCUUGUGGAAACGCAACAUGCCGCAACGACUACUACUACUACUACGACGACAAGAGGAAGAUGAAUACAGUCCCAAGCACGUGCAAAAGAAACGAAAAGUGAAUGCAACUCAAACUUUUUGCUUGCCCUCGUGCCUAUCGACAUCAUCAUCAGCAUCUACCGAGAAAUGCUGCUUUGGAAUCAAGCUCUUUGGUUCCAAACCAGAUGGUUUCAUUCCCACUUCUGAGGAGACUACCACGAUCUCUUCCUCUAUCAGUUUUGGAGCACCCUUGAAUGAGGACGAACGCCAUGCCUUCCUAGUCCAUUCUGGUGCUGAGAUUGUGAUUCCCAAUGUUCUUCCAUACUUGGGGCCAGUCAGCAAGACACUAUAA
Molecule: messenger RNA, 1779 nt
Organism: Cylindrotheca closterium
Lineage: Eukaryota; Bacillariophyta; Bacillariophyceae; Bacillariales; Bacillariaceae
Source: the annotation of a GenBank genome assembly